GGAGGAGUCUGUGCAUGACGCCGAGCAGACGGAGAGAGACGCGCGGGUCCGGGCUGUCAGAAACGAGCUGGAGCAGGGGCGCAUGCGCACCAUCGAGGCCAUGCAGCAGUAAGACGUCACCCAUUCAAAACAGAGGCAAGCCCGGACACACACCGAGCGAGAGACCGCUCUGCACGACUGACCCACCCGCCUCAGGCAUCAGCUGAGGUCCGCUGACCAGAACCCAUCCACCCCACCUCCAGCGCUCUCCCCUGGUUUUACUACAUUACUAUUUAUAUUAGCAUUAGCUGCUGCUUUUUUUUCUUCAGUGAGCAUCACGCUACCUGCCGAAGCGAUUCCUCCACGAUCCUCCACGAUCCUCCACGGAGCUCCCCGCUGCUCCCCGCUGCCCACUCCGGGGACAUCGCGAUGGUUCUCGAGGAUGAGCUGAGCACCGCCGCGGCGAACGGACGCACCGCGGCUGUGGAUGGUCUCCUCCAGGCAGGGGCGGACGUUAACGGCCUGAACCGAUUCGGACGGAGGGCUCUGCAGGUGAUGAUGAUGGGGAGCGAAGCGGUGGCUCAGCUCUUACUCGGCCACGGAGCGGACCCCAACGUGGCGGACAGCAGCACCGGGAGCACGCCGCUGCAUGACGCGGCCAGGACGGGCCAUGUGGGCACCGUGCGGCUGCUGGUGGAGCACCAGGCUGACCCAGAGGCCCGGGACAACAAACAACGUCGGGCCGUGGACUUGGCCGAGGAGUACGGCAACAAGGACGUGGUUGCCUUCCUGGAGAAUCUGUGAAACACACCGUGCUGCGGGGCGUUGUGAACCGGGAGGCAGAGCUCUGAGAGGCGGACCCCGCUGCGGGGGCCUGCAGCCUCGAACCGCCUCGAACCACUCAGUGACUGCUGUGAGAUCCGUUUUUAUUUAUUUGUUUCAUUUAAACAAGAUUGCUUCACUUCUAACGAAAUCAGGGUCAUCUACAGGCACAGCGUCGCUAACAUGUCAAACACGAGCUUAAAAAAAAGCUGCAAUAACAAUCUAAAUGCUGUCACACUUCUCAGUUUUUAUUUAUUGUUUAGCUUCAGUUGUGUCAUUGAAACACUCCAUUAAGUGUAAAGCAAUCCAGUUGAGCGUUUUACUGUAAUAUUUGUAUAGUAUAGUAUUUUUAAGGUAUGCUUGUGGUUGAUUUUUCUCAUACUUCCAAUGAGCACACUGAAUUUUGAAUAGUUUGCCAUGACAGACAUUUAACCAAAUAGCACAAAAGCCAUUGAAAAAUGUUUUGCACAUUGGAACAUUAGUGUCUUUACUGUGAUGCACUAUUCUGUGAGAAUUAUCCCUAUAGUCCAAUUUCCUCUUCGUGAACAUGAUCAACAGAUCUGGGAUAGUAUGCACUUUAAUAAAAUGUCCCUUCUUAAGAUUGAUCAUGUGUUUAAAGGUGGGGAGACGCAAAAGCAAGUGGGUUAUGCUUCACAUGCAGUAAUGGCUGAUUUAAUGUACCAGAGGAAGAAAACUAAAAAAAUCAAGCUAUGAUUAUUUAUAUUUGAAUUUUGUUACAAGUUUGAAGACCUAAAAUGUCAAUGCACUGUUGAGCCCAUGGCAGGAAAUUAAAAUAUUUUUAAUUA
Molecule: messenger RNA, 1607 nt
Organism: Hippoglossus stenolepis (Pacific halibut)
Lineage: Eukaryota; Metazoa; Chordata; Actinopteri; Pleuronectiformes; Pleuronectidae
Gene: cdkn2
Product: cyclin-dependent kinase inhibitor 2A/B (p15, inhibits CDK4)
Exons: 2
Coding region: 409-783 (124 amino acids)
Biological process (GO): regulation of cyclin-dependent protein serine/threonine kinase activity; negative regulation of cell population proliferation
Cellular component (GO): nucleus
Molecular function (GO): protein kinase binding; cyclin-dependent protein serine/threonine kinase inhibitor activity
Source: RefSeq, a predicted model, not a curated record